AUGGACGGGAAAAAUAAUGAUUUAAAGAAAGAUCUAAGGUCUCGUAUACAGUCCUUUGGGUUUAAAGAUGGGACAACUCAAAGAGUUGACAUUGGUGAUAGGGUUCGAAUUUCAAAGCCAUCAAGAAUUUCUAAAACUAAUUUGAAAUUGAUCAAGAAAAAUUCAAAACCAACCCAAUAUGAAGAUUUACCACCAUCAUUAAGGGAAGAUUUAUCGGUGGUAUUUAUAGGUUUCAAUCCUGGAAUACAAUCAUCUCUUUCUCAACAUCAUUAUGCUCAUCAUUCAAAUUUAUUUUGGAAGUUGUUCAAUCAAUCUGGACUUGUAUUUACCAUUGAACAAGUGAAGAAAUUUAUUGAUGAUGAUGAUUUAUUUAUUUGUAAAAGGAUAAAGAAACGAAUUCCUGAUAUUGAUACGUACGUUGUAAAUGAACUUCAUUCUGUAUAUAGUAGCCAUUUCCUGGCAGAUGAUGAUUAUGAAUUACUUAAAGUUGGUAUUGGAUUCACCGAUUUGGUUUUAAGAUGUACGAAAACUGCUGCAGAAUUAACUAUACAAGAGAAAUUGGAUAAUGUUCCUCGACUUAUUAAUGAAUUAAAGGAAUCCAAACCAAAGUUCAUUGUUAUUGUAGGAAAGGGGAUUUGGGAAUGUAUAGUUCAAUAUCUUCAUGGUAAACCAUUGAAAUUACUAGAGGGCGGUAACUUCAAAUGGGGACUACAAUCGGAUAUAAAAGAUUCUACAUAUAAAGCAGUUAUGGAUACCUUACAUUCACUUUUAGGCUAUCAAUGUUCUAUACACGUGUUCACCAACACGUCCGGACUUGCUGCAAGUCUCAAGUAUCACCAAAAGUUAGACCAAUGGACUUCAUUAGCUAGUUCUAUUUACAGGGAAGAGAAUCACGGAAAUAAAAUAUAG
Messenger RNA from [Candida] anglica, 909 nucleotides. The record is from the annotation of a GenBank genome assembly. Lineage: Eukaryota; Fungi; Ascomycota; Pichiomycetes; Serinales; Debaryomycetaceae.